Messenger RNA from Actinia tenebrosa (Australian red waratah sea anemone), 2233 nucleotides. Its product is annotated as melatonin receptor type 1A-like. Gene Ontology annotation, cellular component: membrane. Gene Ontology annotation, biological process: G protein-coupled receptor signaling pathway. Lineage: Eukaryota; Metazoa; Cnidaria; Anthozoa; Actiniaria; Actiniidae. Gene Ontology annotation, molecular function: G protein-coupled receptor activity. The record is from RefSeq and is a predicted model, not a curated record.
UUACAAGUAAUUUGAAAUUUGAUUAGCAUGCCAAUUCAACGAGCUAGCUCAAACUACAUGUUUAUCCAAUCACAGCUUAGAGUGAAAACAAAGGAAUCAACUGUUUUUACUCUCUCCUGAUUGGCUCCAGUCAUUGUUAUCUUAAAUUUUGCUCAAGUGGUCCCGCGGUUAGUUUGUGCACACUAAACAAAGAAAUGCCACUCCAGGGAAUGGCACGUGGUCUGAAAUGGGAAAACAUUAAAAGGUCAAAUCUCUAGGAAAAUUUUCAUAUGAAGCGAAUAACGCGAUAUUUUUGAAGAUAAAGGUCAAGUAUUGGACCCAACGUCAUCUGAAAGAGCAAAAAAUUUCUUCUGGCACAUUCGAGAAAGUAGGUUUCUUUUAAAACGUACAUUUGCAAAUAUUUUGGACUUUGUGUCCAUCUCCAGGGGUCUUUAGAAUCUUUAGAAUUACGACAACAACAAAAAACCGCGUGAGCUGCAGCAAAAAUAAGAGGACAUGUUGUAACUAAGGAAUUCUAAAGCAGUGCUCAUGCAGUGCGCUUGGUAAGCGUGCAUAGAUAGGGAUAUUCAAGCAGGGCGUUGCUAAGCACAAAACAUUUGCAGGGGACGUAGCAAAAAAUGCGUUAUAAAAGAUUGUCUGUUAACAAGCAGACAGCAAGUUGUGAUGUGUAGAAUUGACUAGACAAAACUGCCAACAAACAUCACUAAUGCAUACUGGGCGAAUUUUAAGUCCAAGAAAGCUGUGUUUUAGCUAGAAGAAGAGGGACCAGUUCAAUUGAAGUGAACGAAAAUACGAUUAAAUUCAUCAGGAUUUUCUUUUCGACGAAGCUAGAUAGGACACGGAAGAAGAAUGAACGUCACGAUUUAUCAAAAUUUGCUUGAAUUCUGGAAUCGCAGUCCAGCUACCAUCGCUGUAGAGACGAGUAUUUUACUCCUUAUUGGACUGAUUGCCAUUGGAGGAAAUCUUCUGGUAGUAAUCUCCAUCUAUCGCAAUCCCAGUCUUCGUACCAUCACUAACUACUUCGUACUCUCGCUUUCCGUGACUGACAUCCUAUAUCCCGUACUGGGUUUGACUCUCACAAUCGCUUGGUCUAUAAAGAGUCGCUUCGCUUUUGGUCACAAUAUGUGUUUUAUGCAAGCCCUUAUAAGUAUCAGUCUAAACCUAAUAUCAGCUGCAACGAUAGUCUUAAUGGCCGUCAAUCGUUACGUUUGUGUCUGUAAACCACAGUACUACAAGAAGAUUUACAACAUCAAGACAUGUUUAAUUAUGAUUGGAUCGGUUUGGAUCGCAACUUUCACUUUGCCGAUUUUGUUAGUUGCCAAAAGCUUUUGGGUAGUAGAGUUUAUACCAGAGAAAAUCUUAUGUGGAUAUUUCUAUAAUAACAAAGAUAUCGUGGUAAGUGUAACGACCAAUACAAUUCUGUCAAUUGCUCUAGUUAUACCUGUUGUCAUCAUUAUCUACUGCUACUACAAAGUGUUCCAAAAAAUAAGACAGCAUAAGAAAAACAUUGCUCCUGCCUCCAACCCUAGCAGCCUGCGCACGAGCGUACAAGAAAUCAGGGUCACGUGGACAAUGUUCGCAGUGUUGGUUGGCUAUUGUUUAGCUUGGUCUCCAGCUCUCCUCUUCAUACUUGCGACAAACUUAACCAAUGUUAACGUACCUCGUCAGUAUCAUUUGGUAGUUACAUACACAGUGGCUUGCGGUAGUGCAAUAAAUCCUGUUAUUUAUGGAUUGUUGAACACGGCGUUUAGAAGAGAGUUUUUAAAAAUCUUAACGUGUAAAUGACUACCUCGGGCGCAAUGUUUUCCAAUUUGUCACGUGUCAUUUACUAUAGCAAUAGUGUUUUUUUUAACGGUUGAAACUGAGAUGACAAUGGAAUAUGAAUACGAAUACGACAACGUAUUCUUAAGAAAAAAGACAAAUGGUUUGAAAUGGGAAAUUGUUAAGACCAAGGUGAAGAGAACUUUUAUCAAGCGCUGAGCGAAAAAGCACGGAUAAACGUCAAGGGAGAAUGGAAACAAACCUUUGGACAAGAUGAGGACCAGAAAAGAAAGAGUCAGGCAGAGAAAAAAAGCAAAAUUGAAGACGCAGAGUUGACAUUUAAACAUGUAAACAGAACUAUACACAUGCCAAAAGAAUUGUACAUAUGUCAACAGAAUUGUACAUAUGUCAACAGAAUUGUAAAUAUGUUAACAGAAUUGUACAACAGAACUGUACACAUGCCAACAGAAUU